Messenger RNA from Tricharina praecox, 1422 nucleotides. Its product is annotated as calponin homology domain-containing protein. Gene Ontology annotation, molecular function: microtubule plus-end binding. NCBI's taxonomy places the organism in Eukaryota, Fungi, Ascomycota, Pezizomycetes, Pezizales, Pyronemataceae. The transcript has 6 exons. Bases 209 to 946 code for a protein of 245 amino acids. The record is from RefSeq and is a predicted model, not a curated record. Gene Ontology annotation, cellular component: microtubule organizing center; microtubule plus-end; spindle midzone. Gene Ontology annotation, biological process: protein localization to microtubule plus-end; regulation of microtubule polymerization or depolymerization; spindle assembly.
GAGGCACCUCACCUUCACACACACACACACACAUAACUUGAACCUCCACCCCUCCCUCAUCUCUCAAGCCUCAACCGCUUUCCGAACUCCUCCAUCUCUUGCUCCUUUCCCUUCCACAUUACCCAGUUCACACUCGGUAGUAUUCCCCUCCCGACCUACAACCACCAACUCCCAUAAACAACCCCCUCUUUACUCACACUCCGACAAAAUGGGAGAGUCUCGACAAGAACUCCUGAACUGGCUCAACUCUCUGUUGCAGCUCAACAUAACGCGUGUCGAACAAUGCGGAACCGGUGCGGCUUUCUGCCAGGUCCUCGACUCGAUCUACGGAGAUGUACCAAUGCACAAGGUCAAAUUCAAUGCUCGUUCAGAAUAUGAAUACAUCAACAACCUCAAGGUCCUCACCGUAUACUUCGCCCAGAAGAACAUCGACAGGCCCAUCCACAUCGAGAGACUCGUCAAGUGCAAGAUGCAGGACAACCUGGAGUUCUUGCAGUGGACGAAGCGAUUCUGGGAUCAGAACUAUCCCGGUGGCGACUACGAUGCUCUUGCCCGCAGAAAGGGAGCGCCUGCCGUGAUCGGAGGAACCCCCAAGGAGCCCAUCCGCAGCAACGUCGGUGCGAACGCUGCGAAGAGAGGAACUACCCCUACCGUCGGUGGUGCUGCUAGAACCAGAACACCUCUUGGUGGUGGUGGCGGAUCCGCCCACCUGCAGCAGGAGAAUGCGCAGCUGAAGGAGAGCGUCGCUGGCUUGGAGAAGGAGAGGGAUUUCUACUUCAGCAAGCUGCGUGACAUCGAGUUGUUGGUCCAGAGGGCAGUGGAGGAUCAGCCAGAGCUGGAGCAGGACGAGGAUGGUUUGGUUCCUUCGAUCCAGGCGAUCCUGUAUUCCACCGAGGAAGGGUUCGUGAUACCCGAUACAGCGGAAGAGGACUUGGAGACGUUUUAGAUGGCUUCCACGAUGCGACGCGGGGGGUUCCCUCAGGAGAGAGUUUGCGAGUUGUAUGAAGGCUUUUCUUUUCCCAAAAUGUUGGAGUGCGGGGGGGCGGGGGUCGUUGAGUGUCUCAUAGCACAGUGGCCUGUAGGGUUGCUUUUCGCGUGUGUUCUUCUACCUACCAAGCCAGCUAUCCAUCCGGGGGUUUGUUUCUCUCUAUCUCUCCCUCUCACCUUUCUUUUUAUGUCCCUUGGUUCCUUAACUUAUUUUAAAGCUCCCCUUCUUCUUCUCAUGAGCGCUAUAGGGUAAAGUUGGUUGUUACUGUACGUGCGAAGUGCUUUUGUUGUGUUGAUGGCCCACCGAGGCACCGUUAUGAGCCUUUUUCUCGAGCAGGGAGGAACAUCCUUCCCGUGUUUAGAUAUGAUCUUGUAAUGCAUAGACUACUUUAUUCGGCCUCCUCAUUUCUCCUCUGAAUAAUACUUCUUUCCCGU